AUGACACUUUGGGUUCAUACGGCGCCGAAAAAAGGAAAGGUUGUCAAGGAAGAGAACACCGUGUCUUUGGGUCCACAGGUCGCCGAGGGCGAGCUCGUGUUUGGCGUUGCCCACAUAUUCGCCUCCUUCAAUGAUACCUUUGUUCACGUUACUGAUCUGUCGGGUAAAGAAACCAUAUAUCGAGUGACUGGCGGAGUGAAAGUAAAAGCCGACCGUGACGAAUCCUCACCCUAUGCUGCGAUGUUGGUUGCCCAGGAUGUAGCUACCCGCUGCCGCGAGGUAGGAAUCACCGCUUUGCACGUCAAGCUACGUGCUACGGGAGGUACCGGAACCAAAACUCCUGGACCUGGUGCACAGAGUGCUCUUCGUGCUCUUGCUCGCGCUGGCAUGCGCAUCGGUCGUAUUGAGGAUGUGACUCCUGUUCCGACUGACUCUACUCGUCGUAAGGGCGGUCGUCGUGGUCGUCGUCUAUGAUUGUGCCGCGUUGCGCGGUUCUGUAUACUGGUACA
Messenger RNA from Lentinula edodes (shiitake mushroom), 509 nucleotides. Its product is annotated as ribosomal protein S11-domain-containing protein. The transcript has 4 exons. Gene Ontology annotation, cellular component: cytosolic small ribosomal subunit; ribosome. NCBI's taxonomy places the organism in Eukaryota, Fungi, Basidiomycota, Agaricomycetes, Agaricales, Omphalotaceae. The record is from RefSeq and is a predicted model, not a curated record. Gene Ontology annotation, biological process: ribosomal small subunit assembly; translation; maturation of SSU-rRNA from tricistronic rRNA transcript (SSU-rRNA, 5.8S rRNA, LSU-rRNA). The coding region runs from base 1 to 474 and encodes 157 amino acids. Gene Ontology annotation, molecular function: small ribosomal subunit rRNA binding; structural constituent of ribosome; mRNA 5'-UTR binding.